Cucurbita maxima (winter squash) is the source of this 1910-nucleotide messenger RNA. RefSeq names its product polyadenylate-binding protein RBP47C-like. Bases 382 to 1641 code for a protein of 419 amino acids. The transcript is spliced from 6 exons. Gene Ontology annotation, cellular component: cytosol. Gene Ontology annotation, molecular function: mRNA binding. The record is from RefSeq and is a predicted model, not a curated record. Lineage: Eukaryota; Viridiplantae; Streptophyta; Magnoliopsida; Cucurbitales; Cucurbitaceae.
UGGAGCCAGGCGUCGGAAAAGGAAAUUGAAAUCAAGGGCUGAGAUUAAAGUGUAGUCCUUAAUCCUAGGGUGUAUAUAAGCCACCGCAUUGUCCCAAAAGCAGCCAUGGUUUGUAAUUGUAUGGUACGGCGUGGUGAAGCUCCUAAUAAAUCAUCGUGAAAGCUUAGAGUUAGACCCUAAUCCACUCCUCUUUCUGCUUCGCUUUCCUUUAAACACUUAGAUUCCGAUUUGUUUGUGUUCUUUUUUGUUUUUCUCUCUUUCAAUUCAGAUUCUUUUACCCUUUUGGUUUAGGGUUUAGGGUGUACAUUAAGAUUUUCUUUCAUUCUUUUUCUUUUCCGUUUUUGCCUUUUUCUAUCACUGUUCAAUACGGAGGAAGAUAAGAUGCAAAACAACGGUUCUGAUUCGCAGCCUCCGGAAACAAAUCAACGCCACCAACAGCCGCCGCAGAAGUCGUGGAUGCCACUGCAGUACCGCCCACCGGCGAUGGUAAUGCCGCACCAUAUGAUGACGCCGCAGCAUUACAUUGCGCCGCCGUUGCCGCCGCCGUAUAUGCACUAUCAUUAUCAUUAUCAGCCUCACCAUCUCCCUAUGCAGCAUUCGCAGCCGCUGCAGGGAUCUGGUGGCGAAAACAAGACGAUUUGGGUUGGUGACUUGCAGCAUUGGAUGGACGAGACUUACCUCCAUAACUGCUUUGGUUCAUUCGGCGAGAUUUCAUCUAUCAAGAUCAUUCGUAAUAAGCAAACUGGUUUGUCUGAGGGGUAUGGAUUUGUAGAAUUCUUUGCUCAUGCAACAGCUGAGAAAGCUCUUCAGAACUAUUCUGGAAUGUGCAUGCCAGAUACAGAACAGGCUUUCCGCCUGAACUGGGCGACAUUUAGCACUGGUGACAAGCGAUCAGACAAUGAUCCUGAUCUUUCUAUCUUUGUUGGAGACUUAGCUGCAGAUGUUACUGAUACUUUGCUGUACGACACAUUUUCUAGUAAAUUUCCCUCUGUCAAAGCAGCAAAAGUUGUCAUUGAUGCCAACACUGGUCGUUCAAAGGGUUAUGGUUUUGUUCGGUUUGGAGAUGACAAUGAAAGGUCUCAGGCGAUGACUGAAAUGAAUGGUGUACAUUGUUCAAGCAGACCUAUGCGCAUUGGUGCAGCAACACCCAGAAAGUCUUCUGGAUAUCAGCAACAACGUGCUUCAUUAGGAGCAUAUUCAACAAAUGGUGCCUUUAGCCAAGGUUUUCAAUCGGAAGGAGAUUCUGCAAAUACAACUAUAUUUGUUGGAGGGCUCGAUCCUAAUGUGAACGAUGAAGAUCUGAGGCAACCUUUCUCGCAGUAUGGUGAGAUAGUCUCUGUUAAAAUACCAGUAGGUAAAGGAUGUGGAUUUGUCCAAUUUGCCAACAGAAAUGAUGCUGAAGAGGCUUUGCAGAAACUAAAUGGAACUGUAGUUGGCAAGCAAACUGUUCGCCUUUCAUGGGGCCGAAAUCCAGCAAAUAAGCAGUUCAGAGACUUUGGGAACCAGUGGAAUGGAGCUUACUACGGAGGACACAUAUAUGAUGGCUAUGGAUAUGGUCUUCCACCUCAGGAUCCAAGUAUGUAUCAUGCAGCUUAUGGAGCUUACCCUUUCUAUGGAAGCCAUCAACAACAAGUAAUCUGAAUACACGAAGCUCCCAUUAAUUCUUAAAAGCCCUUUCCAAGUAGAAACCUGAAGUUGCUUCAGCUUCUGGAUUUCACUUGGUUUUAGAUUUUUUCCCCCUCCAUAUUAACCAUCCUUCCAUCUACAUAGUGGAACUGAAUUUUGAUGACCUAAGCUAGUACUCUCGUAAAGAUAUUUAUAUAUUUAUUUCAUUCAGAUCGUUACUGGAUUGUGAUAACAAACUUAUUUAUGAGAGUAUAUAUAAUCUCGCAAUAGUGCAUGCAUGUCAA